ACAGCAGCACGUGGCACCGAAAAGGAGAUACACGGACAUUGCCGGUUGCCCGGUCAAACGGCGACGUUACUCGAUACUCGGCGCGGGUUGCUUGGACAAUUUUUUCAUUAAACUUUGACAUUUGCUUAAGACUAAUUGAACCAAGCGUCCAACGUUAUACAAACUCAUAACUCGCAGAUUAAAAAUUUAAAAAAAAACUUUUAUAAUAGUUUUGAAAUUUCGUACGUGCAUCAUCACUAUACUCUGCUAUGUGUCUAUACAGAUCUUUGAAAAAUUUUCAAAGGAAUUAAAAGUCAUCGCUCAUCAGGAGCGACCAUGAAAUCGGCACUGGAUCCUGCCAAAGCGACUGGCAACUUGUGGCCAAAGGUCGUUGGGCUCCUGGAAGAUGGAAAUAGGGUCAGGUGAAUCUACAUUGUCAGGGAGAUACGAGAGUGAUACCAGUUGGGAAACGGAGGAAUGGGCCCUUGGGCCUUUGGAGUCCCACUUGUCCUCGUAUCAGCUCUUGGCCUUCUGCUCAAUGCGUACGUCCUUCUCGUCGUGGGACUUACGAAGCAGACUCAACAACAACAGACUACAAAUACUGUCUUACUGAUACAUCUCGGUGCCGUGGAAGCUGCUGUUUGUCUGGUCUUACUUGUGUUUACCACGGGAGGUUGGAACGUGGCGGGGACGUCCUGCGUCCUUCAUGGUUUUCUACUUGCUUUACUCCACCCCGUUGCACUCUGGACCGUAACGGGUUUGAAUUGCGAUAGGUACUACGCCAUUGCUGCUCCUUUGCAUUACGCCGCCCUAGUCUCGCCAAGACGAGUGGCCGUAGGUCUGGCAGCUUCGUGGACUGGUGCCCUACUACUCUGCCUGCCACCGUUUUCCGGCCUGGUACCACCGUACGCUUAUAGUCCAGGUCUAGGUUGCUGUGCUCCCGACUUUGGAAACGGUGCCUGGGGCUCGGCCGCUGCUUGGUACGGGGCAGUUUAUGCCUUCCUCGGCCUCGGCCUCCCAGCCGUUCUCGUCACGGUAUGCAACCUUCGUGUCCUCGGCAUAGCACGCUAUCACCGUCAUCGGAUCGCCAGUGCCAUCUACGAGGUCACCCUAAGCGCACAAGUGACCAUCACGCAUCAACGUAACCCCUUCUCAUUCGUGCCGACCGUGACUGCACCCUCGGCUGGGGGACCACCACGUUUUCACAGUGCAGCCACUACGGUUAUGCAACUCGUUGGUUCUUUGUAUCUUCUGUAUUUUCCUUACUGUGGUAUGAUUGUCUGGGAAGCUUGUGGGGCUGGUAGUCAACCGCAUUUACAGGUUCAUCCAAAAUUUGCCUCAGUGGCGUCCCUCCUCCUUGCUUGCUCUCCUCCGGUUAAUGGACUUCUUUACGGAUUGAAGUCUCGAACCCUGAGAAGGUCCGUGCAGAAUUAUUGGAGAAAAAAGGCCACCAAGUCUGAGUUGCAGCAGGAAAUCCAGGCACGAACGCCCAGUGUAGCUGGCUCUCGACGUCCUUCGGGAAGUGGUGCUCCGUUCCUCCCGUUUCCUCCUCUCCAGAGGAGACUCAGCGAAGCACUCAUUUCCUUUGCUUCCUACAGAUCAGGGAACAAUUUUGAGAGUAGAAAUAUUAGAAACACUUUUUAUCGCAAUAGACUGCAGCCAGCCGCUUCGUGUAACACUUUGAGAGUUCCUACCAGUGAAUCAGGUGAAACCGGAAGACUCGUUAGGUCCAGUGCGAGUGCAGCGAGUCUCAUGGGCGCACAUUAUCAAAGCGAGGUUAACGGUGAAAACGCAACUACUAACUUUGAUACCAACCUUAGAUCAAAAUGCGAUGUAAAAUCUAGUGAAACUCCAAAAAGAAGUCCUCGUAUUUUAAUUACCAGAGCGUACAGUGAAGAAAGUCGAGGUGGCGGCAGUCCACUCUUACGGAAACCAUUCGGAUCCAAUGUCACGGCUGCUGCACCAUUUGAAAAGCGAAGAUGGAGGCAUCGAAGUACUGGAAGCGACAGUAGUACCGGAAGUAGCGAAGGUGGAAUCUGGACGACAGGAGUCGCACCAAAAAUCGCUAAGACUAAUGUCAGGAGCUCCACGGAAAUAUGGCCAAUGGGUCGGCGAUUUACCAAAGUCAAGACUCUCGAGGAAGGCGCGAUCUUCGCAGCUGUCAGACCGAAUAACAACAGUGAGAGCAGCGACACCACCGAUACAACGGCAACAACCGUUACUACCACCUCAACGCUCUUGACAAGGCCUCUACAGGAGGUAAGUGGACGUGUUUCAAAUUUUGAGAAUGCUUUUGAAAAAUUAUCGAACCCCUUCGAAUACCUUUUGCGAGUAGGAGAGACAAAAGGAGGAGAAUCUCGAUUCUCUGAGGGAAAUUGUGUCUGGCAUCAGAGUCAACCGAAAAUGCCGUACGAAUUUGACUUCGAGAGAAACCAUCACGAAAGACAGUCCUCGUGGAAGGUCUGCCGUGUUAUGGAAUCUUGGAGUUGCAGUACCGUCAUCUCCGGGAGGAAUAUAUCUCAUAGAAGAAAAAUUCGGUCUUCCUCAAGUAUGAGCGAAAAUUCCAUGAAAAAUUCCAUCUGCGGAAAACAGUGCUGUUGUUUGCGCUACGGGGUAACGAAACCUGAGUCACAAUAUCAGUCCUGGAGGUUUUGGCACGUGGUCAGGCGCGGUAGGAUCAAGGUGUCAGCCUUUGAAGAUGCUUCCAUCGAAAAGCGGCAAGUUCGAAAGAGAAUUUUCAUUCUGGUUAUGCUGGUCGCCGCUGUAUUGAUCCUUGCGACGAUCCUAGGCGUCACUCUCAGUGGAAGUAGUUCAAGUCUUCAAGAGACUGCCGAGGCCGAUUCUUUGAUUCCACCUGAUCCGCUGGAAGCUCCACCGCCAUCCUGGAGCCGAUUGAGACAGUUCAAACGAGGCGCAGUCUGUGCUGAUGGUGCUCCAUGUGCUCUUAUUGGCAAAUCGAUACUUGAUCGCAAUGGAUCAGCUGUGGAUGCUACGUUGGCCGCCAUGAUUUGCAAUGGUUUAAUAAAUAUGCAAAGCAUGGGAUUCGGAGGGGGAUUCCUAAUGACAAUUUACGAGCGUGCAGCACAGAAGGCCAUUGUUCUUAAUGCCAGGGAUUGUGCACCUCAGGCUGCCAGGACCAACAUGUACGAAAAGGAAGACAAGGAUGCUUCGAAAGUCGGUGCCCUGGCCAGUGGUGUUCCUGGUGAAUUAGCAGGAUACUGGGAAGCCCAUCGAAGAUUUGGCAAGUUACCAUGGUCAGAAAUUUUUCAGCCAAGUAUUGAACUUUGUGAAACUGGAUACAAUUUGACUCAAAUUCAGUACGAUGGAUUAUUAGCUAAUAAAAAUAGCAUCCAUAGAGAUCCUACGCUGAAAAAAUGGUUCGUGGAUCCAGAGACUAAUGAAUUCAAGAAAGCAGGCUCUGUCAUAAGACCCGAGGAACUUUGUAGGACUAUGAAAAUAAUAGCAAGAAAGAGUGCAGGAGAGCUAUACAAUGGAACAUUGGGUAAAACAUUGGUCGAGGACCUGAAACAACGCGGUGGUAUUAUCACUAUGAAAGAUUUAAACGAUUACAGAGCAAAAUGGGAAGAUCCGGUUGAAACAAAAUUAUCAAACGGAGAACAAGUGUUCACGGCAGGCUUACCCGGCAGUGGAGCCUUGCUCGCGUUCGCUCUGAACGUUUUAGAUGAAUUCAAAUUCUCAGCGAACAGCCUGGCUGAUGUCAACAGUACCGUCACGACCUAUCACCGAAUUAUAGAGACAUUCAAAUACGCCUACGCCUUCCGAAACAGCUUGGGCGAUCAAGAUUUCGUUAACCUGACGGACAUACUCGGGAAUUUGACGUCGAAAGACUACGCAAGGUCCAUCAGAGAGAAAAUAAAUGACAACAGAACCUGGAAUGAUCCUGGUCAUUACGGCGCCUCUACAGCUGGUGAUUUCGGUGAUCACGGAACAGCACAUAUCUCUGUCUUAGCACCAAACGGCGACGCUGUUUCCGUCACCAGCACAAUAAAUAUCUACUUUGGCAGUGGAAUCGUCAGCCAGAGCACAGGAAUCCUCAUGAACAGUGGAAUGGAUGACUUCGGUAUUCCAUCUCGUUACAGUUACUUCGGUUUACCACCAAGUCCAAAUAAUUAUAUUCAACCUGGAAAGCGAGCUCUUUCGUCCAUGGCACCAACUAUCCUGGUCGAGAAUAACGGUGAGGUUAGGAUGGUAAUCGGUGCUGCCGGAGGUACCAAAAUUACGACUGCUCUAGCCUAUACGAUAGCCAGACAACUCUGGAUGAAUAAUACGAUCAAGCAGGCUGUCGAUGCUGCCAGGAUUCAUCAUCAGUUGUUCCCCAUGAAGAUCAUUUAUGAAUUCGGUGUGCCAGCACAGGUGAUCGAUGGUCUCAAGAAACUGGGUCAUCAAACUGCUCGAUAUAGAAAUCGUGGUAGUGUCGUUUGUGUGCUUGUUCAACAGAAUGGUACUGUUUAUGCAAAUGCCGAUUUCAGAAAAGGUGGUGACGUUUACGGCAUCGACUGAGCAUAAACUUCUAGGAGCCUCCAUAUUGUUCUUCUUCUAAACAUUCUUAUCGCAAAAGAUGUUUUGACUUUUCACCAGACGUCAGACACCCAGCGCACCAAAUUCUCAUAUUUGAUUAGAUAAUAUCAAGUUAUUAACGUGAAGCAAUAGAUACAGCAUUGUGUAAUUUUCGUAGGAAAUAUAAAAUUCACAUCUGA
Messenger RNA from Cephus cinctus (wheat stem sawfly), 4697 nucleotides. RefSeq lists its product as uncharacterized. The transcript has 18 exons. Lineage: Eukaryota; Metazoa; Arthropoda; Insecta; Hymenoptera; Cephidae. Gene Ontology annotation, molecular function: G protein-coupled receptor activity; glutathione gamma-glutamate hydrolase. Gene Ontology annotation, biological process: glutathione catabolic process; G protein-coupled receptor signaling pathway. The coding region runs from base 457 to 4500 and encodes 1347 amino acids. The record is from RefSeq and is a predicted model, not a curated record. Gene Ontology annotation, cellular component: plasma membrane.